This is a messenger RNA of Musa acuminata subsp. malaccensis (wild Malaysian banana), 3622 nucleotides long. RefSeq lists its product as uncharacterized. NCBI's taxonomy places the organism in Eukaryota, Viridiplantae, Streptophyta, Magnoliopsida, Zingiberales, Musaceae. The record is from RefSeq and is a predicted model, not a curated record.
CACGACCCGGACGAUUCCUCCAAUGAGAGAAACGCUUUCCGCUUUUCUUUCCUUGUAUCUUCCCAGAACGCUCCGCCACCCCUCCUCCCACGCUUCUUAUGGCGGUGCCGCGGGUCGCCAUGAAGUGUUGGCCGUGAAGCACUUGUUUAGGUUCUUUACACUUUCCUCGGCAUCUCGAUUGUAGAGGAAUCGCGGAAGAAGCACAAGGAUGACGCUUUUAUCAGCUACAGAGCUGGAAAGAGGCGAAUUUUGAUCCUCGUUCGUGUAUUCUUUAACUUGGUUUUUUGAGCCGGGAAAAGAUGGCAACUUUGCCUGCUUUCAACCUAUCCCAUGUUAAAAUUUCUUGAAUUUUAACAGUUGGAGGAGAAAAGAAACUUUGUUCCAACAAUUUACAUAUGUCGUUCUCUGACGUAGAGAUUCACUUUGGUUUUGACUCACGGGUCCUUUCCAGAAUAAAAGGAAUUUGGCUUACAGGGCUGACAUGUGGAGCUUGGCACGUCGGUAGGGCAAGAUCUUAUUCCUUUCUUCAGCAGGAGAACUAAAACAGAUCAUAUUCGACAACUCUGGAAGUUCUGAAGGGGUGAAAUUUAGAAACUGGAAAUUGUGAGCUUUCAUCUCCUUUCAGACUUGCCAUCCUGACAGUUCUGCCCAAUUUGGAGUUGGUGCUUAAUUUGAGACUCAUUCAUUUAGUUCCUCAAUGUUAGAGGGCCAUCUUCUUUGAGCAAAAUCAGGACUUCAAUUAUGACAAAAACAUCCUAUAGAAGACAAUCACAAUCUCGAAGGGACAAUGUUGGAUGUAUGUGGGGUUUGAUAGCUCAAAAGUUCCUUUCAGAUAAGAAACAUGGGAACAUCAGAAAUGCUGGCAGUGGAUAUUCGAAAAUCAAACUUGAUUCACUUAGAAAUUUCCAGAAUAGACACAAAGGCAGUCUUGUUGAUGAAAUCAGAGAAGAUCAGGUUGAUUUGGGUAAAAUGAGUGUGAAAGUACAUAUGGAGGAAGAGAUGUUUCAACGUCCCCAAAAGAAGAUUACAAAUGAAGAAGCACAAAGAGUAACAUCUAAAUUGCAAAAUGAGUUCCAUCCUGAGAAAAAUUCUAAGAGAAGCGAGAAAUUGAAGGUAAUUUCAGAUGCUCAGAUGAACAAUCUGGCUGAUUCUCCUGGCUUUGUUGGUCAUCAGUCUGAUAGUAUGGAUCUAACUGAAAAAUCUUUGCUCAACUUUGACCUUGCUUCAUUUUUGAUAGAGUUAUACAGUUAUACAUGUCAAGAAAUUCAUGCAGAAUCGAAAAAAAAGUUUUACUUUCUUCCUGCCUCAGGAAGUAUUGGUCAAAAGAUUGAUAGCCAUCUUGAUGAACUUGAUGAUCAUCUUGAUCAAAAGAUCUCUUUCUUUCAAAAGACACUAGCAGAUGUUGCGCAGGCCAUUAUAAGUCAGAAGUCAAUGGUUGAAAACCAACUUGAUGGACGAUGCAUUAUCCAUUCCAAAGAAUUCAUCAAUGCAUUAUACACCUUGAAUUCAGAUAAGGAGUUGUUUCUGAAGCUUCUUGAAGAUCCAGAAUCACUUUUGCUUAAACAUAUACAAUGUCUUCACAUUACUCAGGUAGGGAAAGUAUCCAAACUGGAAUCAGAUAAAUGUUUAGAGAAUGUUCAGUCAUCAGGGGAACAGGAUCAUAGUAAAGGGAAAUGCAAAGAAUCAAACAGAAAUCAAUUGUUCCACAAACAGAAAAAAUACAGUUUUUCCUGGAAGAAAGUCAAGUCAAUGGGAACAUCCAACGAAAGUCCAAGUUCCAAUGGUUUAAACAGAAUUGUUGAUCUGAAGCCAUAUGCAGUACGAAAUCAAAAUUGUUCUGUUAUAAGUACAAGCACUUCAACUCAAUCUCAUGAUGUUCCAAUGCAUGAUAAAGACAGAUUUCAUUUUUCCCUUCAAGAAAUCAAAAGAAGACUCCGGCGUAUAAUUGGUGAGAGCAAAAAAUCACGACACAUAAUAUCUAUGGAUGGUAUUCUUCACAAAAUUCCUGUUGCUACAUGUAAAAUGAUGAAUAGUGAAACAACGAUAUCGGGCUCAGCAAGCAGUUCUUCUUUUGAUAUUACAAAGCUAUCUGGAUGUUAUUCCAUUGACAAGAGAAAAGAUGAGAAAAACAAUUCAGAACAAUGUAAAGUUAAAAUCAACAGUUGUGUUUCUUCCUCGAGAUCACAGUCUUUGAUAUAUGAAGAAGCCAAGAAGCAUCUUGCUGAGAUGCUAGACACCAAAGUAGACAGUUUGCCUAAGGUCCAAGUUUUAGAAUCUUUGGAGAGAGUACUUUCUCUCUCAAGAUUCAAUGAAUUAUGUCCUAUAUCCAAUCCUCAAAGAGACAAUGAGCUCGCUAUGCCACCUGAGGAGACAGGAGAUUCCUCCUUACAACACUUGAAGCAAGAAAAUCUCAUUGAUACCAAUAUGCAGGACGUAUCAUACAUUGGAGAAGACUUGAACAACAAAGGAAGCAGAGAGAUCCUGGGAGCAGCUGCUACCAAGAGCAUUGCGAACAUUAAGCAGUUGGAUGUACCAUUGGAGACAAAUGAGCCAAUUGUUGUAAGUAAAAUAUGUGAAGAAGAAGAAGAGUCUUAUACAUUACAAGAAAUGGGUUCAUCUGAAGAGAGGUCACUAACCCUGCCAAGUUCCUUUGUUGGAGAAAAUUCAUCAGAUUCUGAAAGCACCACUGAAAAACCAGAUCAACCAAAUUCAGUAUCCAUUCUUGACACAUUCUUGUCGGAAGAUAUUACCAGCCCCGAGUCCUCUAAACUAGAACACUAUGUCAUGCAAAAACAAAAUCGACGAGUUAGUUAUGAAGACAGUGACAAUUAUUUGAGAAUUAUAACCUUGCCAGAUGUGAAGGACAGAGAUCGUCUUCAUGUCAAUCAAGCUAUGUAUGAUUAUAUAAGAGUUGUCUUGGGAGCCUCAGGCCUGAUGAACGAACUCUUAGAGAGAUGGGAUGUAACAGACCAUUUACUCGAACCAUCUUUGUUUGAUGGAGUGGAGAUCUUUUCUUUCUUCCCGCAAGACAAUUCUAAGCUUCUCUUUGAUUGCAUCAAUGAAGUCCUUGUCGAGAUACAAGAGAAGUUUUCAAGUUAUACCCCAAGGCUAUCUUUUAUCAAGCGAAAUUUUCUGCCUGCUCCUCUGGGGGAAAGCUUAAUUCAAGAAGUUUAUAAGGGUGUUGAUCGGCAUCUUCAUUUGCAGUUCCAGAACACAUUAGAUCAAAUAAUAAAUAAAGAUUUGGAGCAUAGAAGUUGGAUGAACCUCCAAUCUGAAACCAAGAACAUGACGUGUGAGAUAUGCGAUUCCAUCUUAGAUGAUCUAAUCGAAGAAACUGUUUACGACAUGUGGUUUUGAACUCCAGGUUCUUUGGGCAUUUCAUCUUUUUAUAGUACACACAAAUGUAUGCAGUUAAAGUUGUUACUGGAAUCUGAUUGGAAGACCUCUAGGAUCUCUAGCAAAGACUCGGGUGUUUUUCACCCAUGUCAGUUAGAGGUUCACACAUAGCCACCUCAUAGUUAUUUGUACUUCUAGGUUCUUCUUUUAAUGCAGAUUGUUGUGAAGAUUGAAAGGAGUUGAAGUGUCUGUAAUUACUUUUGUAAGUAAUACCAUUGGCAAUAAU